This is a messenger RNA of Colletotrichum fioriniae, 588 nucleotides long. The record is from RefSeq and is a predicted model, not a curated record. NCBI's taxonomy places the organism in Eukaryota, Fungi, Ascomycota, Sordariomycetes, Glomerellales, Glomerellaceae.
AUGAGGUUCUCAACUGCCGCUUUCUUCGCCAUUGGCCUUUUGGCUGGCAACGUCAUUUCUGCCCCCGCGGUCCAAGGAAACGAUGUUGCCCUCCCCAUCGAAGUCCGUGCAGACGACUUCGUCGCAAACGACGCCGCCCACCUCGAGGCCCGAGCGAAGAAGAAGAGGGCUGCCGGAGCGGCGGCCAAGAAGAACAAUGGCGCUGCCGCCGCCAAGGCGAACGCUGCCAACGCCGCUGCGGCAAAGAAGAAUACUGGUGCCGCUGCCGCUGCGAAGAAGAACAACGGCGCCGCCGCUGCUGCCAAGAAGAAGAACGCCAAUGCGGCGAAGAAGAACGCAAACGCUGGUAACAAUGCCAAUGCGGGCAACAACGCUAACGCCGGCAACGCCAACGCUGCCAAGGGCAAGGGCAAGUCCCAGGCCGAGUUCUCUGGCUUGGCUUGCACCGAUGGAAAGGGAGCUGGUGCUUGCAACGCCAACGGCCAGUGCGCCGUCAAUGGCAAGACAACUGCCAUCGCUGGCCAAUGCGGUCAGGCAGCGAAGAAGGCCAACAAGCGCUAUGUCUCGGAUGUCACCCACCUCAUUUGA